This is a messenger RNA of Cladophialophora immunda, 1836 nucleotides long. RefSeq names its product gamma-glutamyltransferase. The transcript is spliced from 4 exons. NCBI's taxonomy places the organism in Eukaryota, Fungi, Ascomycota, Eurotiomycetes, Chaetothyriales, Herpotrichiellaceae. The record is from RefSeq and is a predicted model, not a curated record. The coding region runs from base 1 to 1836 and encodes 611 amino acids.
AUGCCGCUGACUACGCCGUCUGUCUUCCCUCCCCAAUCCGCCGAAUUCUUCAAGUUUGCGAGCCGCCGGAGCGUCGUGCAGAGUACCAAGGGCAUUGUUUCGUGUACGCAGCCGCUGGCGGCCAAAUGCGGCGUCGACGUGCUGAAUGCCGGGGGUAAUUGUGCAGAUGCCGCUGUGGCUGUCGCCGCAGGACUCAACAUCACCGAACCGUGCUCCACGGGCAUCGGAGGAGAUGUCUUCUGCCUCUUUUACGACGCGAAGGCGAACAAGAUCUCCGCCAUGAACGCCUCCGGGCGAUCCGGGGCCAAGUGCACCCUGGAGACCGUGCGGGCGUCUCUCGGCCUCCCGGACGGCACAACGGGCAAGAUUCCCAUGGACAGCGUCCAUGCUGUGUCCGUUCCCGGGGCGGCGGCCGGCUGGGUCGACGCCGUCGAGCGGUUUGGGAGUGGCCGGCUUUCUAUGGAGCAAAUCCUCGCACCGGCCAUUGAGCUGGGUGAGAAAGGGUUCCCUGUCAGCGAAGGGGUCGCCCACUUUUGGAGGCGCGACGAGGGAGUGAUCCGUCGUGCGUCGCCAAACUUCCGCGAGCUGCUCAAGAAAGACCCCGAUGGUCGCGACGGGGUGCGUCCUCCCCAAGCGGGCGAGAUCAUGAAGAAUCCCACGUUGGCCGAAACCUUUCGCACGCUGGCCAAGGAGGGCAAGAAGGGCUUCUACGCCGGCCGGAUAGCCGAGGAAAUUGUCAAAGUGGUGCAAGACCUGGGCGGGCAUCUCGAACUCGACGACUUCGCACACCACCUCGAGGCGGGAAGCGAGGCGGUCGAGCCCAUCAGUCUCAAGUUCCGGGGCCAGAAUGUCGCUGGAAUCCUGCGGGACGUGCUUCAGGACCAGGGCGGCGACAAGCUCGACCUAGGACUAGAACUCUGGGAGCACCCACCCAAUGGGCAGGGCAUCGUCGCGCUCAUGGCGCUCGGCAUCAUCCAGGAACUCGAGGCCAUGGGCAAGAUCCCGACCUUCACAGCUGCCGACUUCAACAGCGCGCCAUAUAUCCACGCGAUCGUCGAGGCCCUGCGCAUCGCGUUUGCCGAUGCGUCCUGGUUCGUGACGGACCCGAACGAGGUCAACGUGCCGACCGCGUCGCUCAUCUCCCGAGAAUACCUGGCCGAGCGAGCGACACUCUUCUCCCCGGAUCGAGCGGGCGACAUCCCCGUGCACGGCAGCCCGGCUAUGCAGAGCAGCGACACUGUCUACUUUGCCGUCUCGGAUAGCGCGGGCAACGCCAUCUCCUUCAUCAACAGCAACUACGGCGGCUUCGGCACCUGCAUCAUCCCCCGGCAGUGCGGCUUCACGUUGCAGAAUCGCGCCGCGAACUUCUCCCUGGACAAGGCCCACCCAAACGUGCUGGCCCCGCGGAAACGGCCCUACCACACCAUCAUCCCCGCCGCGGUGACCAACCUGCACGACGGCUCCCUCCACUCCGUCUUCGGCGUCAUGGGCGGCUUCAUGCAGCCACAGGGCCAUGUCCAGGUCCUGCUCGGCCAGGUCGUCGGCCGCCUGAACCCUCAGCAGGCCCUGGACGCCCCUCGCGUGUGCAUAGGCGCCGGCAUGCCGGGCAACAGAGACGUCUUCGAACCCACCGUCUACUGCGAGGAAGGCCUACCCGAGACCACGGUGGAGGGGUUGCGGAAGUUGGGCCACAAGGUCAAGGUGCUCACGGGCAUGGAGCGGGUCCUGUUCGGUCGGGGUCAGCUCAUUCGAUGGAGUGUUGAUCCCAUCGAGCGGGUCGGCGUCUGGAGUGCUGGGAGUGAUAUGAGAGGGGACGGAGGGGCGUUUCCGUACUAA